CAUUAGAUUCCGACGGGCUGUUGCGUUCCAAAAUAAAGUUUGACGUAUGACCUUCCAGUGCAUAAUAAAAACAUUCAUCGUUAAUUGAGAAAAAAAUCAGAAUUUGUUAUUGAUUCAUUAAACAUAAUUAAGGAUUUUUGAAGUUCUGAAAGUUUGAUUGAAAAUAAAAUGGAGUGGCUGUUUGGCAAACGAGUUACCCCUGAAGAAAUGCUCAGGAAGAAUCAGAGGGCUCUCAAUAAAGCAAUGAGGGAUCUGGACAGGGAGAGAGCCAGGAUGGAGCAGCAAGAGAAAAAAAUUAUUAUGGAUAUCAAGAAAAUGGCAAAGGAUGGCCAAAUGGAUGCUGUGAAAAUCAUGGCGAAAGACCUGGUGAGAACACGCCGAUACGUGAAGAAGUUUAUGCUGAUGAAGGCGAAUAUUCAGGCAGUGUCCUUGAAGAUUCAGACCUUGAGAUCCCAGAACGCGAUGGCUGGAGCUAUGAAGGGCGUUACAAAAGCCAUGCAGAGCAUGAACAAGCAACUUAAUCUACCCCAGAUUCAGAAAAUCCUUCAGGAAUUCGAGAAGCAGUCUGAAAUAAUGGAUAUGAAGGAGGAGAUCAUGAACGAUGCUAUUGAUGAUGCGAUGGAGGAUGAGGGAGACGAAGAGGAGAGUGAUGCAGUUGUAUCCCAAGUACUCGAUGAACUGGGUCUCCAACUGACAGAUCAGUUGUCAGGUUUACCUCAGGCCGGAGGAUCGCUGAGUGUAACUGGUGGUAAACAGGCAGUACCAGCAGGUGCUGCAGCUGCAGGUGGAGGUGGAGAAGACGGAGGUAACCUCGUGGAUGCUGAUGCAGACCUUCAAGCUAGGCUGGAGAAUCUUCGAAGAGAGUAAACCAAGAACCACUUCCAGAAUUCCCGUUCCAAAAAACUUGUGGACGUUGUACCGAGGAGUGGUGAAUGAGUAGCAAAGUUUUACUUUUCUAUUGAUUGUGAUAAGUAACGAGGAAGACGGAGGUAGAGAUUAAUUAAGCUUCUGAUACGAUGGAUCCACCGUGGAUACUUAAUUAAAAAUGAGAGUUACUGUUCGUCGAUGGAAUUAAAUGUUACAAUUGUAAAUUCCAGAGCAGCUUGAACUCAAAUGCUUCUGCAAACACACGGUUGUGUACAGGAGAGCACUGCGGGGCUCGUUAUUGACUUUCUCCUCUUAUUUAACGAAUUGUUGGAGUAUUUUUAAUUACGAUCAUUAUGAGGAAUAACGAAUACCAUAGCUUUUUAUAUUAUUGAUUGAUGCUGAAGUUCAAAUACAAGAUUACUCACUAAUGUUAA
Diachasma alloeum is the source of this 1301-nucleotide messenger RNA. RefSeq names its product charged multivesicular body protein 2a (gene Vps2). The coding region runs from base 169 to 867 and encodes 232 amino acids. Gene Ontology annotation, cellular component: ESCRT III complex; multivesicular body. Gene Ontology annotation, biological process: endosome transport via multivesicular body sorting pathway; late endosome to vacuole transport; protein transport. The transcript is spliced from 5 exons. NCBI's taxonomy places the organism in Eukaryota, Metazoa, Arthropoda, Insecta, Hymenoptera, Braconidae. The record is from RefSeq and is a predicted model, not a curated record.